Messenger RNA from Phacochoerus africanus (Common warthog), 5445 nucleotides. RefSeq names its product acyl-CoA synthetase long chain family member 3 (gene ACSL3). Gene Ontology annotation, cellular component: lipid droplet; endoplasmic reticulum; plasma membrane. Bases 364 to 2526 code for a protein of 720 amino acids. Lineage: Eukaryota; Metazoa; Chordata; Mammalia; Artiodactyla; Suidae. The transcript is spliced from 16 exons. Gene Ontology annotation, biological process: long-chain fatty acid metabolic process; neuron differentiation; long-chain fatty-acyl-CoA metabolic process. The record is from RefSeq and is a predicted model, not a curated record. Gene Ontology annotation, molecular function: long-chain fatty acid-CoA ligase activity.
GCGGUUCGGCUCAACAGACGCUGGUCUGCCGGCGCCGGGGAGCGGAGCUGUGCCAGUAGCCGCGGACAGAGCUGGGACGACUGGGAGGAGUAGGAGGCGGCGGCUGCGGCGCCGGACCGGGCAGCAGAGGUACGCCCCCUUGCAGCGCGACUGCGGCGGCGGCUGCGUCAGGGUCCCCAGGAGGCGGCUCGGGGAGUGAAUGCUCUGGGGGUGCAACCAGGCCUUCGUGGGCCGGAGUCGGGAGGAACCCGGGCCCCGGCGUUGCGGUAGUGAAACAAAGGCACAUAUCUUGAAGGCACCAGCACCUCCUACCAUUGUCAACUGAUUCUUACAGAAAUCUGUUAAUUCUACUUUUUGAGCACUAUGAAUAACCACGUAUCUUCAAAACCAUCUACAAUGAAGCUAAAACACACCAUCAAUCCCAUUCUUUUGUAUUUCAUACAUUUUAUAAUAUCACUUUAUACUAUUUUAACAUACAUUCCAUAUUAUUUUUUAUCUGAGUCAAGGCAAGAAAAAUCAAACCGAAUUAAAGCAAAGCCUGUAAAUUCAAAACCUGAGUCUGCAUACAGAUCUGUUAACAGCUUGGAUGGUUUGGCUUCAGUAUUAUACCCUGGAUGUGAUACGCUAGAUAAAGUUUUUAUGCAUGCAAAAAACAAAUUCAAGGACAAGAGUCUUUUGGGAACACGUGAAGUUUUAAAUGAGGAAGAUGAAGUGCAGCCAAAUGGAAAAAUUUUUAAAAAGGUUAUUCUUGGAAACUAUAAUUGGCUGUCCUAUGAAGAAGUCUUUGUUAGAGCUUCUAAUUUUGGAAAUGGCUUACAGAUGUUGGGUCAGAAGCCGAAGACCAACAUUGCUAUCUUCUGUGAGACCAGAGCAGAAUGGAUGAUCGCUGCACAGGCCUGCUUCAUGUAUAAUUUUCAGCUCGUUACGUUAUAUGCUACUCUAGGAGGUCCAGCAAUUGUUCAUGGAUUAAAUGAAACAGAGGUGACCAACAUCAUUACUAGUAAAGAACUCUUACAAACAAAGUUGAAGGAUAUAGUCUCUCUAGUGCCACGCCUGCGGCACAUCAUCACAGUGGAUGGUAAGCCCCCGGCCUGGUCGGAGUUCCCCAAGGGUGUCAUCGUGCACACCAUGGCUGCAGUGCAGGCUCUGGGAGCCAAGGCAAGCGUGGAAAACAAACCUCAGAGCAAACCGAUGCCCCUAGAUAUUGCGGUGAUCAUGUAUACAAGUGGAUCCACAGGACUUCCAAAGGGGGUCAUGAUCUCCCACAGUAACAUCAUUGCUGGGAUUACUGGAAUGGCAGAAAGGAUUCCCGAACUGGGGGAGAAGGAUGUUUACAUUGGAUAUUUGCCUUUGGCCCAUGUUUUAGAAUUAAGUGCUGAGCUUGUCUGUCUUUCUCAUGGAUGCCGCAUUGGCUACUCUUCACCACAGACUUUAGCAGAUCAGUCUUCAAAAAUAAAAAAAGGAAGCAAAGGGGAUGCAUCCAUGUUGAAACCGACACUAAUGGCAGCCGUUCCGGAAAUCAUGGAUAGGAUCUACAAAAACGUCAUGAAUAAAGUGAAUGAAAUGAGUAGUUUUCAACGCAAUCUAUUUAUUUUGGCAUAUAAUUACAAAAUGGAGCAGAUUUCAAAAGGGUGUAGUACUCCGCUGUGUGAUAGGUUUAUUUUCCGGAAAGUUCGAAGCUUGCUGGGUGGAAAUACUCGGCUUCUGUUAUGUGGAGGUGCUCCUCUUUCUGCAGCCACACAACGAUUCAUGAAUAUCUGUUUUUGCUGUCCCGUUGGUCAAGGAUACGGACUCACUGAAUCUUCUGGGGCUGGAACAAUUACAGAAGUGUGGGACUACAAUACUGGCAGAGUGGGAGCACCAUUAGUUUGCUGUGAAAUCAAAUUAAAGAACUGGGAAGAAGGUGGAUACUUCAAUACUGAUAAACCACAUCCCAGGGGUGAAAUUCUUAUUGGUGGCCAAAAUGUGACAAUGGGAUACUACAAAAAUGAAGCAAAAACAAAAGCUGAUUUCUUUGAAGAUGAAAAUGGACAGAGGUGGCUUUGUACUGGAGAUAUUGGAGAGUUUGACCCUGAUGGUUGUUUAAAGAUUAUUGAUCGUAAAAAGGACCUUGUAAAACUACAGGCGGGAGAAUAUGUUUCUCUUGGGAAAGUUGAGGCAGCUUUGAAGAAUCUUUCACUAAUAGAUAACAUUUGUGCAUAUGCAAACAGUUACCAUUCUUAUGUCAUUGGAUUUGUUGUGCCAAAUCAAAAGGAACUAACAGAACUAGCACGAAAGAAAGGACUUAAAGGGACUUGGGAGGAGCUGUGUAACAGUCGUGAAAUGGAAAAUGAGGUACUUAAAGUGCUUUCUGAAGCUGCUAUUUCAGCAAGUCUGGAAAAGUUUGAAAUUCCAGUAAAAAUUCGUUUAAGCCCUGAACCGUGGACCCCUGAAACUGGUCUGGUGACAGAUGCCUUCAAGCUGAAACGCAAAGAGCUUAAAACACAUUACCAGGCGGACAUUGAGCGAAUGUAUGGAAGGAAAUAAUUAUUCUCUUUCAGCAUCAGUUUGCUGCAGGGAGCUCAGAUCAAAUAGGAAAAUACUUGAAAUGCAUGUCUCAAAUUGUGAGGCAAACUCCAUUCCUCCUGUUAAACCUAAACUGUUGUUUCUCAUGACAUCAUCAUUUUUAACUGACAGGAUUAGUAAAAUAUUAAGACGGCAAACUUGUGUCUGUCUCUUCUUUCUUCCCCUCCUCCAAGUUACUUUACCACCUAGGACUGCACUUGUCAGCAUGAAGACUUUUCCGAAUCAUAUUGGGGGACAGUGAUUUUAAAACCUCAAGUUUUUAAACAUGAUUUAUAUGUUCUGUAUAAUGUUCAGUUUGUAACUUUUUAAAGUUUGGAUGUAUAGAGGGAUAAAUAGGAAAUAUAAGAAUUGGUUAUUUGGGGGGCUUUUUUACUUACAGUAUUUAAAAACGCAAGGGUAUGGAUGUGAAAUUAUGUGAAUUUCAUUCAAAUGCUUAUGAAUCAAAUCAUUGUUGAACAAAAGAUUUGUUGCUGUGUAAUUAUUGUCUUGUAUGCAUUUGAGAGAAAUAAAUAUACCCAUACUUAUGUUUUAAGAAGUUGAGACCUUGUGAAUAUAUGCCUGACAGUGUCUUCUUUAUAUAUUUAUUUUUGCUUAGAAAAAAAAUGAAGUUUGGUUGGUGCUGCAUGAAACAAAAGUAGCAGUAGAGGGUUAUGGUCUCAUAGUGAAGAAGGAAACACAGCAAGGAUAGCACCAGAGGAUAACUGAUCUCUAGUAGCCACCAUUGAAAUAUCCAGAGUCUUCAACUUUUAGAAUUGGAAAUAAUUCUAAAAGGUAGGGUAGAAUUUAAAAAAAAGGAUGGGAAGUUAUUCUUCAUUUCAUUGACCACACAUACAAUGAGUUGUCUAUAUUUGUGACACAUUAAUUAUGGAAAAUUAUCUCACUCUUCUACUUUUAGUCUAGCUGUUUAGUCAUAUAUCAUUUCAAAAAUAGGAUUUUUUUUUCUUGGAUUGUUUGCACUGAGUAUUGUGUGUGUCUGUCAGUGUCUGUUUGUAGCUUAUUAAAAAGGCACCUUAUCCUUUUUACCAUAAGCUUUCAACACUAGAAAAUGAGAAAUAAUCUAGGAUGCUUCUAAGAAUAGCAUUCUUACUAUGAUACAUGAAAAGUUAACUUUAUAAUGAGGUGACUUAAGAUUUAAUUUACAGGCUUUUAAUGUCAGUGUGGAAAUUAUUUGUGAUUCUGAAAACAUUGUAUGAUACAUAGUCAAUCUUUGCAUAUGUAUUGCUUGUCUGUUUAAGUAUUAUCAAGAGUGAUAUUGUUCCAAUUAAGAUGUGUUCAGAUUAGGAUGUAAAAAAGUGAUAGGUACCAUGUUUUUCAUGUCAUAUUAGUUAUUUUCUUAAUUACAUCAGUUAUUUCAGGCACCAAAAGGCAAAACAAGCGAGUAAAAAAUAUCCACGUAAAAAAAUAUGAACAUAGAUCUGCCCAGGCCAAUGGGAGUGUUGAGGCCCUGGGACCUUAUGGUUUUUGGUCACAUCACGAACACAUCCUAUUUGGAGAUACUGCAAUUUUUUUUUCUUGUUUUAAACUUGUAUUCUUGUAUAUAUUUGUAUUAUGUUUGGAAUGCUUUCUUGUCAUAAAUUUCACAGUUUGGAAAAACUGCCAAGAAGAAGCAAAAAUAGGGAAAAUUUAAUGGACCCCUCUCUAAAAAUGCUGUGAUCUAAAAAUUAAAGUCAGCUUGGGUGGAGAGAAUGUGUUUCUGAUGCUUUAUCUUUAGAAUAAUUACUUGCUUUCAAAUGAUGUUUGAAAAAAUAUUUAGAAAAAAAUGGUUCAGUGCCGCAAAGGAGAAAUAUCAGUGUAAUUGUGACUGAAAUAGUGUCAGUUGAAUGUGUAGCUUAUCACUGAUUCAGAGUAAAAGUUGUUCCUUUUCAAAAACAUCUAACAAGGCUGGCUUAAAAUCUGUACGUUGUCCCCUUUUCAUUUUUUAGUUUCCUUUCAUUCCUGAAGUGUCAGAUGCCACGGCAGAAUUAUGAAAAUCCCUUUUGCAUUAAUUUCUGACCCAAGCCAUCUUCAGUGACUUGAAAAUAUUAUUAUCCUUUCAAAAAAAAGUUAAUUUUUUUUGGGGGGGGGGGAGCCACCCAACAACUGUAAUUUUAUUAGAAGAAAAAUACUGAUUUUACCAGGAGAUACUUGGAGGGAAACUCAGGAAUUUCAAAAUAAAUUGCUAGUGCUAAUAUAUCUAAAAGUAGACUAUAUAUUCUAAAAGAAUGUUUUCUGAGAACUAUUUUUUUUUUUUUCUGGAAGGAAGCUCUCUGAAGAACUUUCGAAUCUCUCUAGUAAGUCUUGCAGUUCACAUCUGAUAGAUUGUGAAUUGCCACCUCCAUUCCUCCCUGUCCUCUCCUCUCCCCAUUAUCCUCCUCCCCCAGCUGGUAUUUCUUAGCUUAAACUCCUUUAAAAAGUUUUGACUGUGACCAGAACAAACCUGAAAGCAUUACCUACUUCCUAAAUACUAUUUUAAGUCAUGAAUUUGAUAUCCAUCAUCUUUUAAAGCUUGUGGUUUUUUCAGCAAUGUUUAAAGAUAAACCUGGAAUAACUUUGCUUCCAAGAUACAUAAGAUUUUAUAGUUUUUAAAGAAUUACUCCCUGUGAUACAACUUUAAAACUUAAUCUCUGUGUGGCUUCUUUUGUAAGAAAAAUGAUGUACAUCUGUGAUGUUUUAAAGGGAGACACUUUUAAACAGUGUACAUAUCAGACCACACUGAAUUGUAACGCACCCUUUCCAUACUUGGUUACUCACUGUGAGUUCAAUUUCAAUGUAUUCUUGGUUUAUGCUGUUUCUGCUCGAGGGAGUGUGCAUCAGAAGCAGUAUAGCUACAUGGUUUGAACUGUUUUAUUUGUAACUUGACAUGAAGUUGGAAGAAUAAAGAUAUGUUAAAAAUUUCUGAUA